GGGGUUUGAGUUUUCAUGAUUAACUAGCAGUUUUACUGCAGUGGAGAAAAAAAUCUUUGGCAAGGUGUUUUUGAGCCAUUAAGACAUUGACAGCCCAUGAAAUAUGGAAUCUGUAGGAUGCCUGUUUGCAAGGUCUGCCUGCAGAUGUUCUAAAAUGACUGCCCUGCCAUCCUCUGGGGAAGUCGGCUCAUCUUAUCUGGCACAUGAAACAGCAGAGCAGUAAUGUCCACCGCUUUGGUGAUUCUCUUGGCACUGGGCAGAGCAUUACAAUGAGCACUCGUACAGGGUCACACACCGUCUAAGUCUGUUUAUUGGAAUUUUUAGUGUUCACAUUUUGUAAAGGGGAUGAAUUUAGAUCAGACUCUUUGCAGAGCUGUUUUUGGUUUGCAGUGUCAAGAAGUUUUCGAUAUUUCACGUGGUGUCCUUUAUGUGCGUGUUUGUUCAAUAGAUUUUUUGCGGGUGCUAUUCUGAUAUGAGAAGGAUCUGCUCAUCCUUGCCCUGUCAAUGAGGUAGGAAUUAAAUGCUUAGGAUUAUUUUUGUGGUUAAAUUAAUUUGUUGUUUCCUCAUUUAUGGCGUCGCCAGAAAUUCUAUGAUGCUCAUGCAUAAUUGCUUUCUGUGCUCCCACCAACUGCUGGUGGCAGUUCAAAUGCAGCCUCUGCUCAGAAAGGUAAAGGCAGUAUUCCAUCCCAGCACUGGAGUCCUGUAUCGCUUGAGUUUCACUGGAAGGUUUAUAUUGAAAGUUAAGAGAAGAUAUUUAAUGUAGGUGGUGGAGGGACGCUGCACUCUAUUUCGUGUGCAUUUUAUUGCUGAAGUUACGAAUUAUACAGCACAGAGGCCUGUACAACCUUGAGUAUAUCCACUUACUUGUCGUGGUCUGUGAAGGCCGACUCAAAGAAUUUUAAAGAAUUGUUCUUAACCUGUGGGUGUUUCGUAUGGUAAUUGUGAAGCAAUGCUUUUUCUGCAUGCAAACUUAAGUCUAAUUUAUUAUUCAUGUGGCCACAUUCACUUUCAUUAAAUUUGUUUACAUGGAUUUCCUCCUGCUGGAUGGAUAAGCAGCUUGGUGGCGGCUAGAGUGCAGAGGUUGUUUGCUCUUCAGAUGUCUCCAUUAUUGUAUUAUGCUGUGCAUUGUUGUCUGUUAUUUGUGCACUUGGCUUAGGAAAGGCUGGGGAAAGUGAGUCUGUGAUUGCCCGCGUGUAAGUCUCAGCUGUAGUGUGUGUGUGACAGUGAAUAAAUAAAAGUCCGACGUGAAUGUAGUCCAGGCCUUGGCAGGUCCUAAGCAUCUCCACAGAGGCUGUAUAUUAUGCUCACUCUAUCUUUUUUUAAGUCCAAGUGUGUAAUUCCUGAAGGUGCACUUCCUUAAGACUUUCUGUACAGUAUGAUAAAAUAAUUCAGUAAUUUCAUAGCAUUAAGUCAUGUUUGUUUGGUAAAAUCCUUGUUUGCAUUUUUCACCAAGUGGGGUCCAAAAUGAGCGCUUUGUCUGCAUUGACUUGUUUUUCUGUCUUUUUACAAAAGUGUCAUAAUCUUUAUGUGCAUGUUUAAAGUGGCCUGUCAGAUGAUUUAUUUUUAAUUCAUAUAAGUGAACCUCAAUUAUUUAAACAGCACUGGGAUCUGCACUGGUUUCAAGUGUGUGGAAUAAUGUUUGAGAGGUGUUCAGCAGUCAGCAUGUGUCAGAUAAGUUCUUAGCAGUACCCUAUGUCAGUACUGGGACUCUGAGGCUGGAGCCUGGCUAUAAAGGUAUUGCGCUGUGCUUUCAAAGAUGCUCCACAUAUAGACCAUGAUAAUCCAGGUCCACCCACAGUGCUCUGCAGCUCUGCCGCCAUAGCCCAGGAACAGCAGCUUUCCUGUCUUCAACUGACGACUGUCGGCCUCAUCCGGAGUUUAUAACAUGGCAUUUACUACUGAAAGUGCUUCCUGAACUGAAAAUGUCAGCUUAAUUUAGUGGUGUGCUUUAGAGUUACUAGGUACUGCAUGCUGUAAUCUUGUUUCUGGAAUUGUGCUGUAAUUUUUGGCUUUAAAUGUAUUUCUGUAGGAAACUUGCUGGUCAAGCUAUGUGACAGUGUUUCAUAACACAUCUUAUGGAUAAUAUAAGAAAUUUAGAAAUUUUGACUUUGCCUUUAUUUUGUCCGUGGGUGGAGCAUUGAGUUUUUUUUUUCCCCCUGUAGUAUGAACAUAUUUUUUUACAUAUAGGAAUAGGAACUACAAAAGCCUUAGACACUAGGCUCUGUCUGGGGAGGGGGGCAUAUGAGGGCCCAAUGCCACUCCCUAAGGAACCCCCCCCCCCAUUCUGUCUCUGGCACUACCUGGACAAGGGUGUAUUAUAGUAUUGUAUUUAUGAGCAAUACAUUUCCCUUUGGAUUUGUGCAGUUUUUCUCAUCAUUAUGGCUUUGCAAAAGAGGGUCCCCAUUCUUAAAAGAUUUCUACAUUUUAUGAACAGAAAGCAGGAAAUUUCCACGGUUCUUUCAUAAUGAAUGGGAUUUAAUGAUGUCUGUUAAUUGCUAACACUGUCAACGUUAUUCUCACAUCUCGAAUGUUCAGAAUGAUUUCCAUCUGCAAAAUGUGUAAAGAAAGGAUCUUCCCAUCUACCUGAAUUUGAUGUGGACUAAAGAAUAUUAGUGUUAAUAUUUAAACAGACCUUUAGUACCCAAUUAUGUGCCGUCAUCCCUGCUUGCUUUGUCUUGAGGGAUUAAGUAGCAGAAUGGAUUUCUUCGCAUUGAAGUGAUCGCAAAUGUUGCAACAGAUGACAAUACAGAACGAACUUGGAUAUUUUCUAUUUGACAGCCAGUUCUUGAACCUUGUGUUGCAUUUUUAAUCUGUCCUGACAGUAUGGCCUCCACACGUUCUGGGAUUGUGCCUGUAUUUCCUCUUUUGCAGGCUUUAUGUAUCUUCGGUAUACUCAUUAAGUUUUGCCAAAGUGUGUGUCUCUGCUCCUCACUCUCAUUAAUUUAGAGUACAUCUUUAAAGAUGUCACCUGGCCUUUUAUUGUAUUUUAUAGCCACAUUUCUUAUAUUAUUCCAAAAGACAAAAUUAGGAUAAAUACCAGUGUGGGCCUCUUAAUGGUCAUUUUUCAGAACCUGGAUGCUUGUGUGCUUCAGGGAAGCUGAGAUCUAUGUUGGCUGGACUUAGAAGGGGUUCCAGAUGACAGGUUUCAUCUUAUUGGGGAACAGUGGUGUCGGAUUAUGUAGGCGGUAGCUGUGGUGACAGUGGUAACAAUGGUGAAGACACCAUUUCAAAGUGCAUGGAAUGAGCAAUGGUUAAACGUUUGUGAUGAUUGCUAAGGUAUUAAGACAAGGAUGCAAAAGUUGUACAUUUAAAAAAAGCAGGACAUUUAGAGUUUUUGUUGAACUUCAGUUGUAAUUUAAGAUUUUAAAAAUGCUAUGGACUUCAAUGAAAACAGUGGGUUUUUGACUGAACCAUGUUUGAACUUGAAGCACAAAUGAUCGGGCUAACUUCUUCGUCUUUUUUUAACAAGCAGAUGCUUUGGAAAAGACCAUAAUGCUUGCUAUAUGUGACCGAACCGCGUCUUAUACUUGCUUUGUUUUUGACAGUCUAUAAAAAGAUAGCGCCCUAUUUAUUGUUAAAUCAAUUUCUACAAUCAGUCGCAUCAAUCUCAUUUUAAAUGCGUGUUUAGUAGCAUUCAAGCUCAGUGGGUCUGAGCGCAGUGACUUCCACUUGCUAUGACGUCAUGUGCCUACUAUUUGCAGGAUGAGCUCAAGAACAUCAGAGGGUGACAAUCCAGAAGUAGCACAGUGAUUUUCAAUCUUUGUAAUACAAAGCUUUGUGAUGUGGAAGUAGUGUUUAGUGGAAAAUCCCACUAAACAAAGUGCAUGUGAUUGUGUGAGAACGCGAGUAAUGUGAAAAAGCAAUGGAUGAUUUGAGAGUUGCUAGCUUGGGCUAUUUUGCACGCUCAGUACAGCUUGUGGUACACAAGGGGCUACUAGCACAGUAUACUGAAUACACAGAAUAUUGGAAAAUAUUCAAAUUGAAUGGCAAAAGCCCCAAAAACGCUUAAAACAAGAUGUACAAAUGAGGUGGAACAAUACUUUGUGUUUAUGCUAGGUUAAAGAUUUUUUAGCAUACAAAUAAAAAAUGUAUUUACUAGUUUAAAGAUAUUAGUAAUAUACAGUACUGUGUGCGUGUAUGUGUGCGAGUGUACAAUUUUAAAGCAAAAAGAGCUGUUGUAUCAGUAUCGGCACUUGUAUUGGAAUGGAUCGGAACUGAAAAAAAGUGGAUUAGCCCAUCCCUUCCAGAAAAGCGAUGAAUAGAUUCCGUCAUCAUAACCAUAUUACUGGGAUGCCUGAAGAUUGAAGCAGAACAUGGCAUUUCUUCUGAAUGUCCUCUUUUUUGUAUGCUCUCCUUGAGUCAGUAUGAACUUGAUGAAAUCUAACGAUAUUAAUAUCCAACCAAACAACAUGUUUUGACUAAUGUAGAAUCCAUGAACCUUAAAUUGAUGGGUUAGAUCUAUUCUCUUUCCGUAAUUAGCAGUUGGUUAUUAGAGAAGCAAUUUAUCAUGUCUGUCAUUGUUGGUACUCUCCAAUAAUGGCAUGUAAAUUUGGAAGACCGAAGACAUUGUUGUCAGUGCUCCCCCUAAAGGAGUGGGUAUAAAGAUUUUAUGGCUGUCCGAUAGAGGAACAUCAUUGCUGCUUUUCUGUUGAGGUUAUGUAGUUCAUAGGUUUUAGACAUUUAGUUUUUGGGCUCUUUCCGAACCUCUGUGUGCCUGUACCAGUUGUUUUUGUUCCACAGCUGCUCUGAAGUUUCACCUUUUUGCCAGUUUGGCCAGUUGGACUUUUAGGUUUAAUCCACGGAAGAUCCAUUUCUAGGGCAUAAACUGCUAAGCUCCAGCUCACAUCCUAACUACCAUACUUCUUGCUGCCAUUAAAAUUUACUUUGACUUAUUUAGCAGUUUAUUAUGGUUUUCCUUUAUUAAACAUUGUGGAAUCUGUACUUAAAAGGGUACAAAUAUCAACCCAAAUGGAAGCAGAUCCAUAUGAGUUAGCAAAUCAGUCCCUGACUGUGCUUCCAAAUGAACUGCCGUUACAGUGUAUGAAGUUGAGUUUCAUCAAUGUACCUGUUUGUAUGGUUGUUCAAUAGAUAGACAUAGAUACUUCACAACUUCCAGGUUUAAAUCUGUACUUUCUCCCAGCCCCCAGGGAGGAUUGUACUGUAGAUUUCUAUGUUUGUUCUGAUCUGUGUUUUUACUGAAGUUUGUUGUAGAUGCUAUUAUUGCUUUUAGGUGCUGCCCAGUCAGCGACAACUUCUGGUAACAUACCAAAGGAUAUUCCUCCAGACUGUUUAAUCUUCUGGGUCGUUUGUUUUCCCAGUGGCAUGUUCUUUGUUGUUCUGAAUAUUAUAAGGAGGUCAAGUGAUUGCUAUACAGGGUGUGAACUCCCUUAUGUUCUGAAUAUUCUGAAAGUAGUUUUUUUUUUAAAAAAAAAAAAAAAAAUCUAUUUAUGUCAGUGACGUGUUCAAGACCAUCUUUUUUGAGAUCAAGACUCAUCCAUCCCAAGACCCAUCGCAAGACAUACUUGCCUUUCAGCUUCAGCACCGCAGCCCUGCAGGAAGACAGCUCUCAGAUCCAGGACGCAGAUCGAGGCUCCCAGGAGAGGCGAAUCCGCUCGCAGGAAGUGGUGUUUGUCAUUCUGAGCCAGCGGAACUCAUUCCACGUGGAGCGGGCUCACAAACGCAAGGCCAGUCUCGUUCAGCAGGCAGAGAACAUCAGACAGAGCAAACCUACUGUGCUGCUGCUGCACAACCUGUCAGAUAAUGAGGGCGACUGGAGCAUCCUUCCCCUGCUGCCUUUCUUUUCUGCAUCCUACGGAAGAAACUCCUCCUGGAUCGUGUUCCUGGAGGAAGAAACGAACGUGAAGCUGGACAAGCUGCUUGAGAUCCUUGGAAAGUACGACGCCAAGAAAGAGUGGUUCCUGGGGAAGCCCCUGCAGGACGAGGAGUCCACCAUCAUCCACCACUAUGCCUUCGCCGACAACCCCUCCGCCUUCAAAUACCCCGACUUCGGUGCGGCCUGGGCCUUGAGUGCCCCCCUCGUCAACCGGCUUGCAGAAAAGCUUAAGAACGACCCACUUAAGUCUGACUUUACUAUUGACUUAAAACACGAGAUAGCACUUUACAUUUGGGAAAAUGGAAAUGGACCUGCUCUGACUGUGAUUCCGGAGCUCUGCACUGAUCCGGAGGACCAUCCCAACGCCUGGCGCUGUGCCACCACCCUCGACGCUCAGCUUCCCCUGUGUGGGGAGCCAGUGAAGAAGGAGGACAUCUUUGUUGCCGUGAAAACGUGUCAGAAGUUCCAUGCGGAGAGAGUCCCUGUGGUCAAGAAGACCUGGGAAAAAGAGGCAGCACUACUGGAGUACUACAGUGAUCAUGCGGAUCCCUCUAUACCCACCAUUGAUCUCGGAGUGCCCAACACGGAGAGAGGUCACUGUGGGAAAACCUUUGCCAUCCUGAAGAGGUUUCUGAGUGACAGUGUGCCCCAGACCGACUGGCUACUGAUUGUGGAUGACGACACGCUCAUCAGCCUCCCUAGAUUACGGGCCCUUCUGAGCUGCUACCGGCCCAGCGAGGCCGUGUGCCUGGGGGAGAGGUACGGCUACGGGCUGAGCCAGGGAGGCUACAGCUACAUCACCGGUGGCGGGGGGAUGGUGUUCAGCAGAGAGGCUGUGACCAAGCUGCAGGGAAGUGGCUGCAGGUGUUACAGCGACGACGCCCCGGAUGACAUGGUGCUGGGCAUGUGCCUCAGUGCCCUGGGGCUGCCAGUCAUUCACAGCCCCCUCUUCCAUCAGGCUCGCCCUGAAGAUUAUGCAAAAGACUACCUAGCUCACCAAGUUCCCAUUUCUUUUCACAAACACUGGAAUAUUGACCCAGUUGAAGUCUUCCACAAGUGGCUGGUGGAUGAUAAAAGGGACAAAAACUCAAAGCAGCCACAAGAGGGUGGUAGAGAGGAACUGUAGAGACUUUUAUGACUGGUAACCUGGUGCUCUUGCCCUGUGUGUGAAUAAUGAAUUUUGUGUGUGUGUGUGUGUGUGUGUGUAUGUGGAUGGCUGUGAAUACAUUGUGUGUGUACAAUGUUUUUGAAGUUGAGCAAAAGUGUUAUAAUUCACUGGUGUAAAUAUUCAAUAAAUGUUGUCCUCUCCAA
Messenger RNA from Brienomyrus brachyistius, 7144 nucleotides. It is a transcript of the gene b3glcta, whose product is annotated as beta 3-glucosyltransferase a. NCBI's taxonomy places the organism in Eukaryota, Metazoa, Chordata, Actinopteri, Osteoglossiformes, Mormyridae. The record is from RefSeq and is a predicted model, not a curated record. The transcript has 15 exons. Gene Ontology annotation, molecular function: acetylglucosaminyltransferase activity. Gene Ontology annotation, cellular component: membrane. The coding region runs from base 5448 to 6959 and encodes 503 amino acids.